UGUUCUUAAAGGUCACGUGUGAGUUUCGGGCAUAUUGUAAGAAUAAGAAAUCUUUCCCUUCCUCUCCCCCUGUGUGUGUGUAUUUAUAUGCUAAUUGCUAGCUAUGCCUGCCAAUUUAUAAUUCCCAACGAAGCUAUGGGGUUUUCCAAUGUAUACUACCUUCAACUUGUUAUUGUUUCAUCAUUAUUUCUUCUUUUCACAUUCUUUCCGGAAGCUGUCCAUGGUAGCAAAAAGUGUUACAUUGUAUACAUGGGAGCACAUUCUCAUGGCUCAAGCCCAACCUCUUUUGAAAUGGAAGCCGCCACGUCUUCGCACUAUGAUUUACUAACUUCAGCUGUGGGAAGCUAUGAGAAAGCGAAAGAAGGCAUGAUAUACUCAUACAAUAAGCACAUCAAUGGUUUUGCCGCUAUGCUCGAAGAGAAAGAAGCAGCAAUGUUAUCAAAGAAGGCGAAUGUGGUGUCGGUGUUUUUAAGCAAAGAACAUAGACUGCACACAACACGGUCGUGGGAGUUUCUGGGACUGCAGAGAAAUGGUAGGAGCACAGCAUGGCAAAAGGGAAGAUUUGGUGAAAAUACAAUCAUUGCUAACAUUGACACAGGGGUUUGGCCGGAAUCCAGAAGCUUCAACGACAGGGGAUAUGGCCCUGUCCCAUCGAAAUGGCGCGGGGGUAAUGUCUGUCAAUUAGACAAAAUCCCCGGUUACGACAGUGGAAGUCCAUGCAACCGGAAGCUAAUUGGAGCAAGAUACUUCAGCAGUGCCUUUGAGGCCAGCAAUGGAAACUUUAGCAGUCCAAAGCUGCGUACAGCACGUGACUUCGAGGGGCAUGGCACUCACACUUUAUCCACAGCUGGUGGCAAUUUUGUACCCGGAGCCCAUGUAUUUGCAGUUGGCAACGGCACCGCAAAAGGCGGCUCUCCAAGAGCAAGGGUUGCAGCCUACAAAGUUUGCUGGUCGCCAACUCAACCAGCUAGUUGCCAUGAAGCUGAUGUCUUGACUGCCAUAGAUCAAGCCAUAAGCGAUGGCGUUGAUAUCAUUUCGCUCUCAGCAGGUGGCCGCCCAACUGUAACCGCACAAGAUAUAUUCACCGAUGCCGUCUCUAUUGGCUCCUUCCAUGCAGUUGCUAACAAUAUCUUAUUUGUUGCCUCUGCGGGUAAUGAUGGACCAACACCUGCAUCUGUUGUUAAUGGAGCUCCAUGGAUAUUCACCGUUGGCGCUAGCACCAUUGAUAGAGAUUUCAGCAGUACCAUUACUUUUGGUAACGGUCAACAAAUCACGGGAGGCAGUCUUUCUGUAACAUUGCCACCUAAUCAGGCCUUUCCUCUAAUUCAAGCUUCUGAUGCCAAAUUUGCCAAUGCAUCAAUCCAAGAUGCUGAGUUAUGUAGGCGAGGAACACUUGACCCUGCAAAAGUCAAGGGAAAAAUAGUGAACUGCAUUAGAGAGGGAAAAAUAAGAUCAGUGACGGAGGGUCUGGAAGCUUAUUUGGCGGGUGCAACGGCAAUGCUUCUGCAAAAUCAACAGAUACAUGGCAACACAAUCACCGAUGAAGCUCAAAUGUUGUCUACUGUGGACACGGCAGGGAAACAUAAUGACGAUGAACCUUCUGCACCCGACCAGGAUCCUAUUUAUGACGAUAUAACUGCCUCAGCUCCUGCAAGAAGAUCGUUUAUGACAGCAAGUCUUUCGCCAGCAAAAACAGUGAUUGGAAGGAAGCGAGCUCCAGUUAUGGCUUCCUACUCAUCAAGAGGACCCAAUAAGAUUCAGCCAUCCAUACUCAAGCCUGAUAUAAUUGCACCUGGAGUGAACAUACUUGCUGCCUAUUCAAAAUUUGCAAGUCUCUCUGGCCUCCUAGAAGAUCCUCGUCGUGGGUUAUUUGACUUCAAUGUGCUUCAAGGAACUUCUAUGUCUUGUCCUCAUGUUUCUGGUAUCGCUGGACUUAUCAAAACUCUUCAUCCAACUUGGAGUCCCGCAGCUAUUAAAUCAGCAAUCAUGACUACAGCAAGCACACGGGACGACACAAACAAGCCAAUUCAAGAUGCAUUUGAUUUUGAUUUAGCAGGUCCUUUUGACUAUGGGUCAGGGCAUGUUCAACCAACCCUUGCAAUUGACCCAGGACUCGUUUAUGAUCUACAUCUUAACGAUUACCUCAACUUCUUGUGUGCCUCUGGAUACAACCAACAAGGCAUUUCUGCGCUUAAUUUCAACAGAACUUUCGUUUGCAAAGGAACUCACAGCAUAAAUGACUUGAACUACCCUUCAAUCACACUGCCAAAUUUAAGGUUGGAUCCGGUAACAGUUACUCGUACACUCACUAAUGUGGGACCACCAGGCACAUACAACGUAACUGCCAGAUUGAACGGAUGCAAAAUUACCGUUGUGCCCAACUCUCUAACUUUCACAAAACUGUAUGAAAAGAAGACAUUUCGAGUAACAAUCCAGGCAUCAAGUGUUAUUGAGCGGUAUAAAUAUCAAUUUGGAGAGUUACUGUGGACAGAUGGAAAGCACAAAGUUAGGAGUCCCGUUGUAGUUCAACGCCGCAAGUGAAAAAUAAUGUUAUUCUGAAUUGGGUGUGUGCACGUAAUGCUACCUACUACCAACCUAGCUAGCUACAGCCUAGUAGUGUAUGUAUGUGAUAUAAUAUUGUGUGUGCUUUUUGCAAUAAUAUGGCUACCCUCCAUGCGUGGGAGCGUAACAUUCUGUAAUGUCAUCUUUGAAUCUUAUAAUAUCUAAAUGCUUAAUAAGUUAUUGUUUUCACCAA
Arachis duranensis is the source of this 2755-nucleotide messenger RNA. RefSeq names its product subtilisin-like protease Glyma18g48580. The record is from RefSeq and is a predicted model, not a curated record. The transcript is spliced from 9 exons. NCBI's taxonomy places the organism in Eukaryota, Viridiplantae, Streptophyta, Magnoliopsida, Fabales, Fabaceae. Bases 88 to 2541 code for a protein of 817 amino acids. Gene Ontology annotation, biological process: proteolysis. Gene Ontology annotation, molecular function: serine-type endopeptidase activity.